Molecule: messenger RNA, 525 nt
Organism: Microsporum canis CBS 113480
Lineage: Eukaryota; Fungi; Ascomycota; Eurotiomycetes; Onygenales; Arthrodermataceae
Exons: 2
Coding region: 1-525 (174 amino acids)
Source: RefSeq, a predicted model, not a curated record
AUGUCGCCUAACCGAAGGGAAAUGGAGGCUUUAAUAGCCCCAGGGAGGUCAGAAUUCCUCCACUCGCCGCCCGCUUCGGCACACGAUAACCUGGAGCAGCUAGCCGUGUGGAGCGACAGUGGGAACGGUGUUUCCAUCGAUGAUACACUCUUCACGACCCCUUCAGAUUCCCUUUUCUCUGGGAUAGAUUCCGUGGCAUUGCCCGUAUUGCGUGAGACACAAGGACCGUUGGAUCCAGCUUUGGUCAGCGCGGUGGAUGCGCCAACGUGCGGGUGCGCAGUAUCACCAUACAUGCCGGACGCGAGUAGUAAAAAUUCCAAUCAGCAGCAUCUUACCAGUUGGACAGAUACCCUCCUGAGCAUAAACUCCAAGUCUCUGGACCUUCAACGAUCCAUGACUGAAUUCAGCCGCCGCUGCCAGAGCCUGCGCGACAGCUCGGCAUACAACACCACCAUAUGCUCCACUAGAACCGACAAUCGAGCUAGUGACCAAGUUCAUAGAGCUAUUAAGCGGUCCCGAUAUUGA